This is a messenger RNA of Xyrauchen texanus (razorback sucker), 1159 nucleotides long. It is a transcript of the gene gadd45aa, whose product is annotated as growth arrest and DNA-damage-inducible, alpha, a. Gene Ontology annotation, biological process: regulation of cell cycle. Lineage: Eukaryota; Metazoa; Chordata; Actinopteri; Cypriniformes; Catostomidae. Bases 93 to 566 code for a protein of 157 amino acids. The transcript has 4 exons. Gene Ontology annotation, cellular component: nucleus; cytoplasm. The record is from RefSeq and is a predicted model, not a curated record.
AAUUACCCGGUGACAGUCAGAGAAAGAAGUUCUACGAGACAACAUUUUUUAUAGGAAAGAAACUACAGUUCGCACUGGAUAUUAACUGCAAAAUGACUUUUGAGGAACUAAACGGAGAUUACUCUAUAGAAAGAAUGGAUUCAGUGUCUAAAGCUGUAGAGGAGGUCCUGCGCUCUGCAUUACCUCAGGGAUGUAUUACAGUUGGAGUCUACGAGGCUGCAAAGUCACUCAACGUGGAUCCCGAUAAUGUGGUGUUGUGCAUCCUGGCCACUGAUGAUGAUGAUGUGAAGGAUGUGGCACUUCAGAUUCACUUCACUCUUAUUCAAGCUUUCUGCUGCGAGAACGAUAUCAACAUCCUGCGCGUGAACAACACCCGCCGCCUCGCGCACAUUCUCGGGGGCGCGGGUAUGCACGGGAGCGAGCAGAUCGACCUGCACUGUAUUCUGGUCACUGUUCCCCAUGCAUCCACAUGGAAAAACCCAGCUCUGGGAAAAGUGAAGCACUUCUGUAGAGAGAGUCGCUGUAUGGAUCAGUGGGUGCCCAUUAUUAACCUUCCAGAACGAUGAAGACCACUUAAACCUAUAUGGAAAUCCAUGGAUAUAAAAUAUCUAAAUAAAAAGAUAAAAAAGCGUGAUAGUCCACAAAAUGGGACUAACCCGAAGAAGGAAUACCCUUUUGCAAUCUGAGAUGAUUCAGCAGUUUUUGGCUUUGCUCGUGGGACAUUGUGAAGACGUCAUAUGAAGCUAAUUGUGAAUGAAAAUGAGCACCUGAGUAUCUUGUGGCAGUGUGUUAGGUGGCCUAAAGCACUCCAGUUAUUUACAGGAUAAUACAAAACAAUGGAUAUUUGGAAACAUGCUGCCCUUAUUUUAUAACCAUUCCUUGUACCUUUGCCAUCAUAUUGAAUAGUACAUCAAGAUAUCAUUACGUGUGUUGUAUUAAUGUUGGGAAAACUCUUCUAAAUGGACUUGCUUCUAAACCACUGAGAUGAGAACUAUGCAUUUACAGUAUCCUGUGAGAACUGUUUUUUACAUAAGUUAAUUGUUCUUUUGUGGUCUUUAAAUUAUUCAUAUUAUAUUCAUUUAAAAGUAGUAUUUAUGUGAACUUUUUAUACUAUUAUAUGCAAACGUGAAAUGCAGCAGUAUGUAUUUUGUGUUGGAAU